Molecule: messenger RNA, 1857 nt
Organism: Carassius carassius (crucian carp)
Lineage: Eukaryota; Metazoa; Chordata; Actinopteri; Cypriniformes; Cyprinidae
Product: P2Y purinoceptor 1
Exons: 1
Coding region: 48-1037 (329 amino acids)
Biological process (GO): G protein-coupled receptor signaling pathway
Cellular component (GO): membrane
Molecular function (GO): neuropeptide receptor activity
Source: RefSeq, a predicted model, not a curated record
CUUUUAUAGACAAGAAAGUCUGAUGAUCAGAUCGUCUUUAAUAAACGAUGGAGUCCAAUUUUACCUGUAAAUCUGUCAAUAUUGAUUUCACACACACAUUUCUGCCCUCAGUCUACGUGGCUGUUUUCAUCCUUGGAGUUAUUGGCAACAGUUUGGGGCUGAAAUCCAUGUAUGAUAACUGGAGGAAAAUUGGUAAUGUAAAUAUCUUUGUGCUCAACCUUUGCCUGGCGGACCUUUUAUAUCUUUUAACCUUGCCCUAUUUGGUGGUUUACUACGCUUCCAGCAGCAAUUGGAUAUUUGGAGAUGUUUUCUGCAAGAUUUUAAGAUUGUGUUUCUGCAUCAACCUGUACGGCAGCAUUGGUUUCCUCACGUGCAUCAGUGUUUACAGGUAUCUCGGCAUCGUUCACACUUUAAGAGCUAAAGGCAGAAUUACAGCCAGACACUCUGUGGUGAUUGCUUCGCUGGUGUGGUUUUUGGUUUUUCUACAGUGCCUGCCCGAUAUGUUCUUUGACAAAACCAACAGCAAUGUAACAUCAUGUUUUGACACAACUUCGGACAAGUACAUUAGGGAAUACCUGAAGUACAGCGUCGGAAGAACGGUUGUUGGAUUCGGGAUCCCGUUGUUAAUAAUGUUAUGCUGCUACGGACAUGUGGCGUUUACUCUGAUGUCAAAGAAAGACACCGAUGUCAUCUUGAAGCUGAGGUGUCUCCGGCUGGUUGUCAUCCUGACCCUGCUCUUCGCUAUAUGUUUUAUUCCUUACCACAUUUUUAGAAAUUUAAACCUGGCAACUCGAAUCUCCAAACUGGAGGGCGCGUGUCUGAAAUGGUAUUCUAAUGUGUACAUCGCAAACCAAGUUGGUAAUGGAUUGGUCUGCCUGAACAGUGCGAUCAACCCACUGAUUUACCUCUUUAACAGUGAUGAUUUGCUGAUGAAGUGCUUCGUAAAGUCCGGACGAGCCCCUCAAUCUGCUGCCGUCUCUCUUGUGGCAGACUGUCCCUUACAGAAGCAAACUCUACACAGCAUGGCAAAUUUAUGAAUUAUAGAUGAGUAUUCUAUAUGGUGUGAUGACUUUUUCUCGCCUCGAGUACAUGGCUGUUCAUCAAGAGUGACUGAAACGAUUCUUAUCUUGUUCAUCUUUAUGACAGUUGUGGUUUAUUUGGAGCCCCACUCUGUUAUGUACACUGUAGAUCUCGUGACAGGAUAUAUGCUCUAAUGUCUCAUUGUAUUCUGAAAAACAGAAGUGAGUUUGUUCUUGUGUUUCAAUUUCCAACUAUCAAGGUUGAGAUAACCUGAAUGUGGUGUAUUUUUAUGUGGUUUGUAAUGCUUAGUUUACACAUUGAAUGACUGAAAAUAAUUUUUGCUUCUUAUUUUUGCAGUUUUUCAUACAUAAAGAACUUCACAGUAGUGCUCUAGUUUCUAAGCAACAUAAUACUACUAAAACAAACACAAAUUGACCUAAUGGUUUUUAUUACACAAUAUUACACAAAGGAACAGUAAUCUAUUAUACACAUUAAGAUAUGACACACCAAGCAAUCUUAUAUGAUUGCCAUGUGGUAAAGUAAAAGCAAAACUGAAAGAGCUGAACUUUCUUCAAAAAAGAUAGAUAGAUAGAUAGAUAGACUUGCAUCCAAUACAUGAACAAAACUAUGCAAGGUACUAAACACAAACAAGAUGGAGUUAUUUUAACUAAAUAUCAGAAAGAAAUGGGUACUGUGUUUUAUCUUUGCUUGAUGGCCAACAUAAAAAACUACUCUCUAAAGAAGAAGAAAAAAAGUAAAUCUUUAUUAUCCCCAUUACUUUAACACAGAUCGUAAAUAUAUAUUGUCUUUUGUAUAAAUAUAUUUGUUUAUAUUCUU